GGGUACGUCUGCGUACAAACGAUUGUUUUUGUCUAGACGCCAAUCCGUGUGAGGACAUCACCGGACUCUGGUACAACAACCUCGGCUCCCAGAUGACGCUGGUGCAGAACGGCACGAUCAUCACCGGCUUUUACGGGACAGCGGUGGAGUCUACCCAGGGGGCGGCAGGGAACUCGCCACCUGGAUUGGUGAUGUCCAGGUCUGUGGGAGAUCCUCACGGAACGUUUGCCUGGAUCGUGAACUACAGUCGGUCCACCUCAGCAUGGACAGCCCAAUGCGUCAUCUGUGGCGGUCAUGUUGAACUCCAUACCACAUGGGUGUACCGCCAAAAGGUUGACGGCUGCGAUGAUCGCUGGCUGGCAGCCCGGGUGGGAGAGGACACCUUCACACGCUAUCCACAGACGGCCACAGGGCCAUUGCAUGGCCAUCUUUAAAUGAACCUUGAGGUCUCCCAAAAGAUAAUAAAAAAGACUCAAUUAAAGUCAA
Molecule: messenger RNA, 486 nt
Organism: Branchiostoma floridae (Florida lancelet)
Lineage: Eukaryota; Metazoa; Chordata; Leptocardii; Amphioxiformes; Branchiostomatidae
Product: fibropellin-3-like
Exons: 3
Coding region: 93-434 (113 amino acids)
Molecular function (GO): biotin binding
Source: RefSeq, a predicted model, not a curated record